AUAGCUUGGAGCUUCAGCAGAGUUCUAGCCUCACUCAAAUCGGUAAGGUUCACUUUCACCAUCCCAUAGUACGCUUUUCGCAUCUGUGAAAUAGUGGAGAUGAAUCGAUUCGCAUUAUCGCUGCCGCGCAGCCUUCGCGCCACAGCAAGGCGCACUAGACUCCCGCUUCUCUACUCGCCCUUCCACCUUGACCACCGUCCUCGUGUCGGCUCCCAACUUUGGAAUCCCAAACAGCCCGCAAACAUCCAGUGCUCUAGUCUUCCAAACGUCAACCGCAAUGUCCCCCGCAGUGUCCGACACAAUAGUUGGACAUCGCAAGCCCAAGAUGGCGUCACGAUUCCGGAAGAAGAAUAUAGGUCCGACCCUGAAGCCAGGUUUCGAACAGCGCGAAAGAGAGUCGGCAGAAAGCUGGAGACAAAGAAACACUUCGAACAACUGAUGCGGGCCAAUUAUGGCGUGGGCUGGAUGCCCAGCGCAACAGAUGCGGACCGAUCAAAUCGUGCGACUUGGGAGCAGGCCACAGACCUGCGCAAGAAGGCUGAGGAGGAGCACGGCGGAUUCGAAAAGCUCAUGACAACCAUAUACAGCGAGGGCUGGGUGGACGUGCUGGAGGUGCAGCGUGUCGAAGAAUACAAUGAGCGCAUUCGAAAGUUCGAGGACGGCAUGAAGGCCAAGUUCGGUGACGCGUGGAAGCAGCACGACAGACGAACCAAGGCCUGGUUCCAUCCUUAGAUGGAUCGGGGUCGGGUUGUUGGUCUACGAGGCUGCAUGCGGCGCAACAUAGUAAGACAUACACCUGGAGAGUGGUAUGUGCUCAUAGGGGCGCCCCAGCCACGUUGUCCGUGUGGCAGGUACCAAAUGCCCUUUAAUUGCCUAAAUGUGUUGGCCUCAUCCCUUUCUCUAAACGGUUCUUAAGCGCGUUUCACGU
This is a messenger RNA of Pseudomassariella vexata, 928 nucleotides long. RefSeq lists its product as uncharacterized. The coding region runs from base 100 to 732 and encodes 210 amino acids. NCBI's taxonomy places the organism in Eukaryota, Fungi, Ascomycota, Sordariomycetes, Amphisphaeriales, Pseudomassariaceae. The record is from RefSeq and is a predicted model, not a curated record. The transcript has a single exon.